AUGGAGUGCGCCCUGGACGCCCAGAGCCUGAUCAGCAUCUCCCUGCGCAAGAUCCACAGCUCCCGGACCCAGCGCGGCGGCAUCAAGCUGCACAAGAACCUCCUGGUGUCCUACGUGCUCCGCAACGCGCGCCAGCUCUACCUGAGCGAGCGUUACGCGGAGCUCUACCGGCGCCAGCAGCAGCAGCAGCAACAGCAGCAGCCACCUCACCACCAGCAUCAGCACCUCGCGUACGCCGCGCCGGGCAUGCCGGCCAGCGCGGCCGACUUCGGCCCGCUCCAACUUGGCGGCGGCGGGGACGCGGAGGCGCGCGAGCCUGCUGCCCGGCACCAGCUGCACCAGCUCCACCAGCUGCACCUUCAGCAGCAGCUGCACCAACACCAGCACCCGGCGCCCAGGGGCUGUGUGGCGGCGGCCGGGGCGCUCACGGGCGGCGCGGGGGCGCUCUCGGAUGCGCCGCUGCCGCCGCCUGCGCCCGCCACUCUCUGCCCGCGGGACCCUCGCACCUCGGCCGGCUGCUCCUCGCCCUCCGCGCCCCCAGGGUCCGCCCCUUCAGCCGCCACUGCCGCCUCCCCGCCAGUCUCCCCGGCCCCCUCCUCUUCCCCGGGCUUCUACCGGAGCGCGUACCCGGCACCCUCGGACUUCGGUGUGCAUUGCAGCAGCCAGACCACCGUGCUGGACCUGGACACUCACGUGGUGACCACAGUGGAGAACGGUUACUUGCACCAGGACUGCUGCGCCUCCGCCCACUGCCCCUGCUGUGGCCACGGAGCCCCGGGACCGGGCCUGGCGCCCGGAGGCGGUUGCAAGCGCAAGUAUUACCCGGGCCAGGAGGAGGAGGACGACGACGAAGAAGAAGCGGACGAGUUGGGGGCCGAGCCCCCCGGAGGCGCUCCGUUCGCCCCCUGCAAGCGCGCCCGCUUCGAGGACUUCUGCCCGGACGCGUCCCCGGACGCGUCCAACAUCUCAAACUUGAUCUCCAUCUUUGGCUCGGGCUUCUCCGGGCUGGUGAACCGACAGCCGGACUCCUCGGAGCAGCCGCCGCCGCUCAACGGGCAGCUGUGCGCCAAGCAGGCGCUCGCCAGCCUCGGCGCCUGGACUCGAGCCAUUGUCGCCUUCUAG
This is a messenger RNA of Chrysochloris asiatica (Cape golden mole), 1122 nucleotides long. RefSeq names its product immediate early response 5-like (gene IER5L). The transcript has 2 exons. The record is from RefSeq and is a predicted model, not a curated record. The coding region runs from base 1 to 1122 and encodes 373 amino acids. NCBI's taxonomy places the organism in Eukaryota, Metazoa, Chordata, Mammalia, Afrosoricida, Chrysochloridae.